Aspergillus ibericus CBS 121593 is the source of this 1058-nucleotide messenger RNA. RefSeq lists its product as uncharacterized. Lineage: Eukaryota; Fungi; Ascomycota; Eurotiomycetes; Eurotiales; Aspergillaceae. Bases 63 to 1058 code for a protein of 331 amino acids. The record is from RefSeq and is a predicted model, not a curated record. The transcript is spliced from 6 exons.
CGUGAUUUGUAUACGAUACCCCCGUACCCCGAAGAAUCCUUCUUUUUCGUACAUGGAUCUUGAUGGCUUUCUCAAACGUCUCAGAUGAUUCAGUACUGUCCCCUUCACCAGAAAUCGAAUCCAAUUUCAGCAACCCGCCAUCCCAAGAGACUCUGAUAAUUGGCAUGGGCACAGCACUUGUGGCUCUUAUGGUCCUGGCAGUGACAAUACGCAUAUGGGUUCGGAUACGAAUUUUGAAGAUAUGGGGUGCUGACGAUACAACUAUACUUCCAGCCGCCUGUGGCGCAAUCUCGUUUAUAGUGAUUUAUACCCAAGGGUUUCAGUACGGACUUGGGCGACAUGUAUGGGAUGUACCCAAGAGUAUGCUUAGCCCUCGUUUGACACUUCUCGUAAGCCUCUGCAGUAACGAAACACCCAUCAGGCAGACCAUUAAUGAACGGGAGGUCUUGAUCGCCAACACGACAUAUCCGUUCACGGCCUGCUUCACCAAAUUGUCUAUCCUCCUGCUUUACAGGCGCCUGUUCCCCGUCCAUCGGGAACGCUAUGCAAUCUGGACGGGCAUUUGGUUGUUUACCAUCCUCUACUCGGUCUUGACAAUCUUAUCUGCUAUUCGAGCAGCCAAGUGCGACAACAAUAUACCAUGGACCAACCCCCAACCAUACUGUACAUUCGCAGCCACCACACUAGCCAAAUGGACUUCCGUGUUGAAUGUCCUAAGCGAUUUCUAUGUCCUCCUUCUCCCGAUUCCGGCCAUCGUCGCUCUUAAACUGUCCGUGAGAAGAAAGGUUGGCGUACUGGUCGUCUUUGCGAGCGGGCUUUGCGUCUGUGCCGCCAGUUUGGCUCGAUUGAUCCAUCUCUUCAUCGAUUCGGAAAAUCAUGAUUUCUUCUGGAAUGAGGCAACCAUUGCACUUUCUGGGAUGAACGAAAUCAAUAUCGGUAUUAUCGUAGCCUGUGCUAACACCUUCCCUGCGUUCAUCGGGUGCGUGCGGUCCUGGGGAUGUUCGAUGGCAGAACCUUUUCGAACUCGUCGUGCUCGCCAACUGUUUCUUUAUUUAUAA